Molecule: messenger RNA, 9285 nt
Organism: Drosophila innubila
Lineage: Eukaryota; Metazoa; Arthropoda; Insecta; Diptera; Drosophilidae
Product: microtubule-associated protein futsch
Exons: 7
Coding region: 219-8669 (2816 amino acids)
Biological process (GO): regulation of DNA-templated transcription
Cellular component (GO): RSF complex
Source: RefSeq, a predicted model, not a curated record
CGCCUAUCGGUUCUCAUGCGUCGAAAAAUAAAGUAAAUUAAUAGUGCUAUAAAAGUGAUUAAAAAAAUGCCUAAUUCGUGCAAUAAAGUGAUGUGUAUUAGGCGUACUUAAAGUUUAAACAAAUGCCGUACGUGUUUUGUGUUUUAUUUGCUGUUUUGCAAGUGUAGUGUUCAAGUUUCAGAGCGCCUUGCACAUUUUUUUCAGCAGACGCAUGAAAAAUGGCGGCGUCUUCAGCUACGGCUGAAUGUAAAGAAGAAUGCAGAGAUAAAGAUGACGAUGCAUUAACUACAACGUUGCAUACAUGUGCAAAUGAUCCAGAUUUUGCAGUAAUAUGUGCGUUUAUGCAAAAAUUUGCUAAAGAUUUGGGCUUGGCAUUGCCAAACUUUAAGCAAUUGCAGGAGUGGUUGACAAACAACGAUGAAGUGCCCGAAUUGCGAGACCUGCACAUUAAACUGUUGCGCAAGACGCGAAAAACGGUGCACGAGAAAAGCUGGGAAUCGGCAUUGAGCAAAUUCUGUUUUGGCUACUCCGUGCAGGAUGCCUGGGAGAUUGAACGCUUUGGCUACCGCAACUCCAGUUUAAAGGUCAAACUUCGCAUUUUACGCGAACUUCUCGAAAGCCAAUUUGAGCGUAAUGCGAAAUUUCGAGCUCAUAUCCUGACGGUGAAUGCGAGUUCACUGCGCGCACAGCCAAUUGGACGGGAUCGUUUGGGCCAUGCCUACUGGUUGACGCAGGAUGGCGACUGCAAUUUGAGGAUCUAUCAGGAGCAUUUGGAUGAAGAAAUAUGGCAGGUGGUGGCCACAAAUCGAGAUGAAUUUGUGAAUUUAAUUGCACGCCUGCGUGGUAACGAAGUCGUCCUGCCCUCCAAAGACAUCGGUGAGGCGGAUGAGGAUACUACAAGUAGCAGCAGUAGCAGCAACAAUGCACAGCUGCCUCCCCCCGAGGAGCAGCAGCAGGAUCAGGAUGACGACUCACACGAAGCUAAAGUGCCCAAUUUAAAGAUUAAGCUGCGUACUCCCGAUCAGCAACCGGAACAACAGGAAUCAGAAGCCAAAUCGAAGAAGGUGAAGCCACUGCUUAUAACGCAAGCUAAACUCGGAGGAUCGCCUGCUCCGGCGAAGAAAAGGCCGCUGGAAGAGGUGGACAGCAGUCCCACAGCGCUGUCGGCGGAGGAGCAGCAGAAGAAGCAUCGACCAACGCUCCUGGACACGAAACGCAUCAAGAAGCCCAGCCGAUAUGAGAGUACAAAAUCCGAGGAUGAUAAUGAGGCGGAUUCGGAAGAUUCCGAAUUGGAUGAAGGCGAGGAGGAGGAAGAGGAAUCCCUUGAUGGCGAAGAGGAAUCACUCGACAGUGCUGCUGCCGACGAGGAUGAAAAUGAGCAAAAAUUCAACGAAGAGGAUGAUAACGACGAUGACGAUGAAGUCGGCGAAGCUAUCGAGGAGCCUACGCUAAUAGUUCGUGGCCAGGGAGCAGGUCGAGAAUGUCAGGCGACACCUGAAGAAGAACAAUUCCUAAACACACUGGUAAACGAUGAAGAUUUGGAUGCACUUGUGGGCGAGGUCAUCGUUGAACCACUUUACUAUGUGCAUGGCUCAGGCAACGGCGUUGACUGUCUGGUGGGCAAUGCCAAGGACGAAUCUACCACGGAAGAAUCCACAUCUAAGCCAGAGCCCAAGGCUACAUUCUUUUUCGGCGAGCCAGGAUGCCUUAAACUCAGUCCCAUCAAGCAGACACCAAAGCAGGAAACUAAACGCAGCAUAUUCGAUAGCAUAGGGAAUGUAGAAUCGGAGCGAGAGGCAAAGCCAGAGAAGACCAAUGGCGAAAGUAUCAAGGUGGAGGAGAUGGAAAAGGAGACGACGUUGCUAAAUGGAAAUGAAUCAACAGAAGAAGAAACAACCAAAAAAUCCGAAGAUUGCAAUGAAGAUGGCGAAAGUGCACAAGCAGUUGAAGAAAAGGCUCCAGAAAUAGAUCCGAAGGAGGAAAUACCUGAAGCAAGGACUGAAGAGUCAAAUGAAACAAAAGAAAUCUCAAAAGAACAAAUGGAAAAGCAGGAAAAUCCCGCACCUAAAUCUGAGGGUAACAUUACACAAAUCUGCAAUGUGAAGGUGAUAGAAACUAGUGAGGAAAGUGCGAAAGAAAGCAUAAAAACAGAGGCAAAAAAGGAUGAAGACAAAGUAGAAAAUAUAGCUGAAAAAGACGAAAAUGUCCAGGAUGUAAGCCAGCAUCAGGCUGAGAAUGAAACUAUCAAAGAAGAAACUGAUAAACUCGCUGAGAAAACAGUUGAAAAAAGUAAAAAAACGGUAGCGAUUGAAGAAAAAAGCUCAAAACAACAACCAGAAACGAUUGUUAAUGAAGAGAAAGAGGUUGAAAACACUGCUAAAUCGGUUGAAAAUGAAGAUAUAUGUUCUACAUCAAAGACAACUGCAAUAAAAUCGGUCAUUAAUGAGAAAGUAGAUUCAAACGGCGCGGCAAACGGCGCUGCAACUGAUAGACACAUUGUUAACGCAUGCAGCCAUAAAGGCGAAACGGUUGAAACGGUUCAAGCGGCUAAUGCAACGCCUACAACUCUUCCAGAGCCGGUUACGGUUAACAAGUUGAUAGACUCGGUCAAAAAACCCUUGCCUAGCACCUCAAAGAUCGACGAUAAUCGAAAACCAACCUCUGAAGCUUCCAAUGAAAAAAAUAUUAAGGAAAAACGAAAUGACGCAUCCAAGUCACAAGCAACUCCUGAAAAUGAUGGUAAGAAAGUAAUACUGCUACCAAAUCGGAAACGUCGUUUAACUGACUUUACUGCUCCAAGUCCACGUCAUUCCACGUCAGAAAGCGAAGUUGAUGCUUAUGCCGAACUGCAACCGGAGGAGGAGCAACAGCAGCUGGUGGAUGACAACGAUGAUGACUUGGAUGUGGGAGGUAAACGUAUUAAAAUGCGCCCGAAGAUCACCAAUGUGGAGGUGCGUCGGAAAGUAGAAGCACAAAAGACUCAAAUCGAGGAGACAACAUCUUCCAGCGGUGAGGAAGAUGCACGAAGUCGCCGUAAGAUUAUUGCGCCCAAGCGGCACCUGGAAAAGCCCAAUCCAGUUAGAACGAAACCAACACUAGCUGAAAUUAUUGAAAAGAAAUUGAAAAAGACGCCAGAAAAGCCAACGGAGCAACUGGCAGAGUCGUCAGCUAUAGAAGUCACUCCUCCAGUGGUUGAAAAGGCUGAACCUGUGCCCUUUACACCGCCCAAAAAGUCGCCUAUUACAAAGCCCCUGAAAAAGAACCUGCUCACCCAAAUUCGCCAGGAAGAAAGCGACGAGGAUGCAACACCCAGAAAACGCACGACCAGCGAAACUGUCGUUGCAUCCCUUCCAGGUCCUCAGCCAGUCGGAGUAGAGUCGUCGCAGCAACGCAAACGGCGAAGCAGCGAAGAGGGCAAGGAGUCUAAGGAGGCAAACGUCAACGAGGAACCUCCUGCAGUCAGCGAGAAGCUGAAGCGCAAUAAUGACCAGGUGGAAGAGGAAUCAGUGUCUAUUCAGCAAAUCGAGCGGGAGAAAACGCCAAUUGAACAGAAGACGUCACCACUCAAGCGGGAAUCCUUGCCAGUCGAGGAGAAAAUGCCUCCAGUUAAACAGGAGGCGGAACAGAUCAAACCAGCGACGCCGCCUCCCGUUAAAGUGGAGGAGUCUCGGCAGGUCAAGGAGUCAACUCCGCCACCAGUUAAAGAAGAAGCGACACCGCCAGCUGAAUGUCCGGGACGACGCUCUGGGCGUCGGGGAGGUGCUGCUGUAGUCCAUACGGAGCUGCCACAACCAAAACGCACCAGGGGUGGCAUUAAGGAUAAACCUAGCGUCGAGAGCAAGCCACAGAUUCAAGAGGAUCCACUUAAAAGCGAGGAGGAGCAUCAAGAUGAGGAGGAGGAAAAGGAGAAACCAGUUAACCCAGUCAAACCUGCAGCUAAAACAAAUUCACCAAUCAAGGAGGAAACAAAGAGCGAACCGACGGAACCACCAAAGAGAGAAGAAUCCAAGGGGGUAUCAGCAAAAGCAGCAAUAACACCUGCAACUCCUGGAGUUGGACGUGGUCGUGGUCCGCGAAAGAAGCGUGAAGUGGACACUACCAACAUCAUCGAUACAAACGACUCGGAAACGCCAGUGCGUCAAUCGCGACGCAUAGCACAACAGAAAAUCAAAGAGGAGGCGGAGCGACGAAAACUGGAGGAGGUGGCACUGCGUACCAUGAAGCAGCAGUUCAAGAAGAAGAAGAAGGCCGAAAUGGAAGCUGAUCCCACCGUGCUGGAACCCUCGGGCGAAUCAGAAUCCGUCGAGUCGGCCAGCGAAGCUGAAGAGACAAAGAAAAAGAUCAAAAAGAAAUGUCCAGGUAAAGAUGGUUGGUCGUCCGACUCCGAGGAGCAGGUUGAAAGCGAAGAGGAGGAAGAAGAGCCCCCACACUACGAUACUGAUCCUGGCUCACCACUUUUCAAAUCCGAUCAUGAAUUCUCACCCGAAUCGGAGCUGGAAGAUGACUCUCAGGUCGUGCCCAUGAAACGUGCUCGCACGCUUCGCAAGGAAAACGCCGAUGAGAGCGAAGAGGCAGAUGCGGAUGAAGCGUGCCAAAAGUGUGGCAAAUCCGAUCAUCCCGAAUGGAUUCUACUUUGCGAUACGCCGGACUGUAAUAAAGGUUAUCACUGCUCUUGUCUCAGUCCCGUGCUCUUCUACAUACCCGAGGGCGACUGGCACUGUCCGCCCUGUCAGCAAGAGCAGCUCAUCGCCGCCCUGGAGCAGCAGUUGCAGCACUUCGAUGACAUGUUUGCCCGCAAGCAACAGGAGAAGCUUUUAGCUGAGGAAGCUGAGCGUGUGGCAGAAGCUGCAGCAGCUGCACGAACCGCCAGCGAGCUGGAGGAACGUUCAAUUCAGAAUGCCCGCAAGAAAGAUGAUGCUGAAGAUGGUGACGAUGAUGAUGAGGACAACGAUGAUGAGGACGAUGACGAUGCGUCCAGCAAAGCAAAUAAACGCAGCAAGGCGGACAAAAUAAAACGGAGACGAGGAGAUGGACGCAGUAAUAGAAGAGCAGCUAAGCGAGGAACGCGGCGACGUCGCGGAGGCAAGGAUGAUGGAUCAGAAAGUGGCAGCAGUGGCACAAAGAGUGGUAAGCAAUCGGGCGGAGGUGGAGCACGCUCUGUCAGCUCCAGCAGCAGUGGAAGCAGCAGCAGCAGCAGCUUCUCGGACUCGGAUGAUGAGCCCAUUUACAAGCUACGUAAGCGGAGACAAAUCAAUGUGAGUUAUCGUCUGAAUGAAUACGAUGAUCUGAUCAAUUCGGCGCUUAAGAAGGAGAUGGAUGAGGUGGCCGGUGCUGGGAAUCUUGGCAGGGGCAAGGACAUCAGCACCAUUAUCGAAGCGGACAAGGAGAAGACGCGUCGCGAGGAGGGAGAACAGCCAGAGGACGAGGGCGGGGAGAAGGAGAAAACGAAGCAGGACAAGGCGGAGAAAUUGCCACGAGACUCAGUGGACAAGUCAAGCAAUGACGAUGACAGCCAAGAGGACGAGUACGACGACGACGAUCAGCCUAUAAAGGCAUCAAAGAAAUUAAAGAUCAAAGCAGCGCCUCCCGCUAAAAAGAAGGCACGCAAAUUAACCACACUCGAUGUCAGCUCUGAGGAGGAUCAUGGCAGCGAUGAGGACUUUAAAACGUCCAGUUUCUCCGACGAAGACAGUUCACAGUCUGCGUCGGAUGAUUCGGACUCUAGCCUGGAGGUUUAUCGUCGUCCUGGACGUGGCAAGAAGCAGCGCAAGGCGGCGAGACGUGCGGCACGUGAACGACGCAAGGAUCGCAAAUUUGUGGUUGAGGAGAGCGAUGAGAGUGAAGAGGAGCAGAAGAAACGCUCCAAGGCCGGCAAAUCAAAAAAGAAACGAAAAGAGGAUUCCGAUUAUACGGAAACCGAAACGGACGACGACGACGACAACGGCUCCGAGCUAACCGAGAACAUGGACAGUGCCGAUCUUUGCGAUGACACGACCAGCGAGAGCGAUGAUGGCGGCUGGCAUCCAUCCAAGCGCAAGAAGGCAGCCGCCAAGAAAGCAUCCUCGGCCAUUGCACGCAAAUCACCAAAAUUGAAGAAGCCAGUGACGAAGAAACCCAAACAGUUGGAGUACUCGGACGAUGACAUCAGCGAAAGCGAGGAGGAAGAUGAGGAGGACGACGACGAUGAGCAAAUAGGCGCCAAUGGUGUGCCUUUGUCCGGCAAGGGAUCUGGCAAACAACCGCGCUCGCAGCCAUUAAAGAAGACGACAAACACAUCGACGACGUCAUCGUCAUCAUCAGCGCAGUCAGCUGGCAAGGGAAAGGGCAAGGGCAAAGGCAAGUCUGGUGGUGGUGGCAGCAGCAAGAAGAAGAAGAGGCCGGCAUCCUCUGAUGAUGGUGGUGCUGGCGGAGGAGGUGGAGGUGGUUCCGAUGAACGAACCCGCACACGUGGACGUCGUUAUGCGUACAUUGAGGACUUUGACGAUGACAGCUCCGACGGUGGCAUCAAACCAGGCGUACAGCGUCCGGAUACGCCGCCCGAGGAGCGUCAGAAAUUCAUACAAAAACAGGAGGAGAUCAAGCGCAUGUUGGCCGAAAAGAAUGCUGAGGGAGCCAAGCUGGCAGCCACGCCUCGUCUCACGCCCAUCAAGGGAGCAACUGCAGCUGGUGCAUUGCAGGAGAAGCGUACACCCAAUAAAGUGGGAGCCACACCUGGAGCCGGGGAUUCAUUGUCAACGGUUCCAUUGUCCGUUAUACGUCAGGCCAAGGUGCUGGAUAUUGACUAUUUGCAGCGCAAGGGUGAGGCUGUCGAUGAUUUGGACGAUGUGGAUGAAUCGGAGCUAGAUGAUGCCGAACUGCCAGAUGAUUUGCCCGACGAUAUGGAGGAUGCCAUAGCGCGCAUGGUGGAGGAGGAGGAACAAUUCACGGCGGCAGCUGCUGCACGGGAGCUGCCCGCACCGGAUGAUGUGCUACGCACCACGCCCGCCAAAUCCAAAGCGCCCAAACACUUGCCAACGACACCGGAGCAGUUGCCCAGUGCGUCGGGCUUGCAGGAGCCGAUGCGAAAGCGUUUGCCGAUGCCCACAAUGCAUCCGCCACUGUUGCGUCAUCAGUUUCCUGGACAUGGCUCAGCCGGAGCACUUCCAGCUUCAUUGUUACCUCCACCGCCAGGUCAACAGCAGCAGCAACAGCCUCCACCGGGCAUGCAUCCCAUGCUGCAGCGUCAUCUGGCACCGCCUCCACAGGCCAUGCAGCUCCUCCAGAAUGCGCUUUCCGCUCCGUUGGGUCAGCCAUUAAGUCGAGCCAACUAUCCGCCGCCGCCACAGCAACAACAGCUUCCGGCCAUGCAGCGACUGCCCUUGGGCAUGUCCAUGCCGGCUGCGGCUGCACACCUCAUGCAGGCCGCCGCUGCAGCUGCUGCAGUGCGUCCGCCGCCUCCGCAACCCGAUCCCAAGCCGCGUGGACGUCGAAAAAAGGUCACACCACUGCGGGAUCAGCUGCAGAAGCAGCAAACCGCAGCUGCCGUCACCGCCGCCACAUCCAGUUCCGUGGGCAGCGAUAAGUCAACGCCACCUGGCAAGGCGCCGCCGGCACAGCUCUUCAAGCCACAUGAAGAUGCACCUGUUGCCGUCUCCCAGCCCUCUGUAAUCACUCGCAUGCCGAUACCUUCGCUGCUGCCUCCCGCACAUGUACGCGGUGCUCCGCCACCACCUGGAGGUGGGAUGUAUCCGAGCAGUGCGGAACUAGCACGUUUCUAUGGUCAGCCGCUGCCGCCCAGCUCUGCGUUGCGACCCACUUACGGUGCACCGCCACCGCUGCGUGGGGCACCACCCACGUCCUCAGCCGGUGGAGCAGUUGGCAGUGUGCCCAAUUCGCGCCCACCGCCCUAUCUGCACGGACCGGAGCAUCACGGCGGCCCACCUCCACCGCCCGGCUCCUUGGCUGGCGUCUAUGGCGCUGGACCGCCACCAGCUCGUCACGCCCCUCCGCAUCUGAAUCCCUACAGAACACCCCCCAUAUAUGGCAAUCCCAACUAUCCUCCACGUGUGCCGCAACCUGGUGCACCCAAUAUGCGACCCGGCGCAGUGGACUAUGCAGCUGGAGCACGCGGUUAUCCACCAUAUGGCUAUUAUCCACCACCUCUAACGACACCACCCGCGCAUGCGUCUGCACCGAGUUCAGUGAUUGUCAGUGCGCUGCCUCCACCGCCUGUCACACCUAUAAAUCAUACAGUUUCCGCAUUAACGCGCGGCAAGUCUCCAGCUCCUCCGGCGCCAGCUCCCGUCCCAGUUUCAGUUCCGGUUACAUCUGCAGCUCCGGUAGUAAACGUAAACGUAGCACCACCACAACAACAACAACCACCACCAACACAACCGGCUCCACACACACCAGCAAAUGCAAGUGCAAGCACAACGGAAAUGCCGAAAUCAUCCGUGAUAACCAGCAAGAAACUAAUUACACUGGAGGCCUACUCCAAUACCAAGUCUCCGCUGGCUGUUGUUGGUGAUUCAACAGCGGAUUCACCAGCCGCCAUUGCGGAGGAGGAUUCCAGCUCGGCACAUGGGAAUAGCAGCAAUGCGGCAACUGGGAACAGUGUCGGUGGUGGCGUUGGGGAAUUUAGUGGCUUGGUUAGCUACUUCAGCUCUCAGCAGGAUGAUUACGACACAUAACAAACGCCGCCGUCAGCCGCAAGCUUGUAUAUAAUGUAGUUGAUCUAUAUAUAGGAAUGUAUAUGUGUAGAGUAAACCGAAUCUUAUUGAAAAUUUCAGUCCACACACACACUUACAUACGAUCGCAACGGAAAAAGUGCAUAUAUUAUAGAUUUAUUCAAGAGAAUGAAUUUAUGCAAGGAUGUCAAAUUUAUUUAAAUGUUUUAAAUUAAAUAUACAUAUUUUAUUUAUUUUAAGUUUAGGAUUUUAUUUUUGUGAACGUAUUCUCUAUGUGCUCCUAGAGUCGCUUCAACAGCAACUGCAACAAUUUAAGUAUUUUAGUUUAAUUAUAAUUGUAAAGUACGAAAGUUGGAUAGCUCUAUAUGUUCGAUCGAUAUGUUAACGUUAGCCGAUAUCAACCGAACUCGAUAUCAAUUAGACGGAUUGCAACAAUAUAAUGAUAAUAAUUUAUAUAUAUAUAUAUAUACCUUUACACACACACUACCCUCUAUAAUAUAUAUUUAUAGAAACCUAACGUAAACUAAACUAUAAAUGCAUAUUAUAAACAGUUAAUGAAACUAUAUAUAACAAAAUGGGCUAAUUGACGUAUACUUAAAAUACAAAUGAAAUUAAAAAA